Messenger RNA from Mesorhabditis spiculigera, 2688 nucleotides. NCBI's taxonomy places the organism in Eukaryota, Metazoa, Nematoda, Chromadorea, Rhabditida, Rhabditidae. The record is from the annotation of a GenBank genome assembly.
AUGCUCGAAAGUGACGACUUGGGCGGCGAUGGUUUCGACUGGGAUCAACAGCGCAUCGACAGGAUGAUGGACAGACUGCGCCAGCUCUUCGCCCUCUUCAAACGGACACUGCCCGAGCCUCGAUACGACCUCUGGAUCGGGCUGUACAAGAAGUUCUUCGUCGGCACCGUCACCGUCAAGGAGUUUGCCGAUCAAACUGGCGACAUUCUACAAGGAGCCCUUCAAGCCGAGAACGGCGAGGUGCGGGCGGCGCUGUGGGAAAUCGCAAGGACGAAUCUGAGGUGGAAGCGGCGACAACGCGACUACGACUCGAAUGGACAGCCACUCCCGCUCCGCUCGAUCGUCACUUUCGGAGAUCGCCGCGCUCUGCUGGCCAUCAGAUGCGCCGAGAGGGGAGCGUCCUUCGAGAGGGAACUCGUUGAUGUGCUCGUCGAGGCCGGCAAUGACUAUAUUCAGGAACUCGUGCUGUCAAGUUGCCCCCAAGCCGACGGUAUCGAUGGCUUCAUCGAGACGGCCGGGGCUCAGGGGCCAUUCGGGAUCCCGGAUCUGCAUCAUCUACUACGCAAAAGAAGCACAGAUCCGGAGCUGCCAGAGGAGAUGCGAGAAUUGGCCGCCCGACAGCUAGCCACCACCAUCGAAAAGACGACUGAAGCACAGAGAACGGCUCGGCCACCACGAUGGGAUGCCGAGGCGGAUGAGGAGGAUGAGGAUCUCUACGCGGACGCCUUCGAUUUGGACGAGUUUGAAGCGGAUGUGCUUGGGCAGCCUGUAAGAGAAGACGAUGACGAUCAGGGAAAGAUGAAGGCGUACGAAGAGGUGGAUUCUGAUGAGGAGGAGCACGAGAUGGAGGACGGGACGCUGGCCGGGGUCGAGCAGCUCUCCCAGCGUGUAGAUGACCACGACUUGACGCUCGACCUCUUGGAGGAGUCUGAAAGUGAGGAGGAGGAAGAGCCCGAGGAGAAGGAGCACGACAAGAAGCAGCCUCCGACCAGGCCGAAGAAGGACGAGGAGGAGGAGCUGGACACGAAAAAGCCUCCGACUAGCCCGGAAAAAGACGAGGAGCACGAGCCGGUGGAGGAGGAGCUGGACAAGAAGUCUCCGAUCAAGCCUAAGAAAGCCCUCCCGGCUCUGGUGGACUAUGACGAGGAGGAGGAGGAGCAGCUUUUGGAGCACGACAUCCCGCCGUCGCCCGUCGAGAAGGAGACGCUCACCGGAAAUGCCGCCAAAUCGGGAGCUGAAGCUGAACAGCCGCAUUUUGACGGCCGUGGCGAUCACAACGAGGAGAUGGCCAGAAAUCGGGAAGCUGACGAUUCGGCAGAUGAUCUCGACAUGACGGCGACGAUGGGCCAAUUUGACGACGCGCUCGACGUGCAGCACCAGGAGUUGAACAACACGCUCGACGAGGCCAAGUCGAACGCGUCGGCGUCGUCAGCGGGUGAAGCUGCUCAGACGGCCGGCCGAGGCGAUGACGUCGUCAAGAGGUCCAAAGAUAAUGGCGACGGCGGGUGGCUGGCGGACUGGCGGAAAACGGUCAACUUGACGGCGUCGGCUGGAGACGACCAAGCUGAAGCUGCUCAACCGGGCGGACGAGGCGACGGAGACGCUCUAGCCGCCGCCCUCGGCGACGACAUCUCGUUCUCGGACCAGCCCGGGCCGUCGAAGAGGUUCAACGACCUGCUCCAGUCGAUGCCCAACGACGUCGUCCUGCCGCCCAAUUCUGAUGAUGAACGCGACGAAGACGUGCCACCACCCUCUCCGGAGCCCGUCCCCCGUCCGACGGCCAGAAAAACACGCUCACAGUCGGUGGCCGAGAAGGCGCCGCCGAAGAAACGUCAGCCACCCAAGUCCCGCGCCUCACCCAGGGCCCCGAAAAGUGGUCGAAACGCGAAAGCCGUUCUCGACGCCGACGACGACGACAAGGUCAGCCCGGCGAAGCGGAAGCGGACCAGCUCGCACUAUGACGACGAUCCGCCCUACAACCCAAGGAGGGGUCCGGCCAAGAGCAAGAAGCCCGCAAAGCCCAAGAAGCCAACGGCGGCGUCACGAUCGAAAAGCAAGGGCCGACGCGUAGAUGAUCAGCUCGACGAUGGGAACGAGUCCGACUUCGACAACUUGCCGGAAAACGACGACUGCUCGGACUCGGCGGACAAACCGGGCCCAUCAAAGCCAAAGAAAAAGAGCCCGCCGAAAAAGGAGAAGAAGAUGGUCAACAACAUGAAGGAGGGCGAGGAGGAAGAGUCGGACGACGGAUACAACCCCAAAAAGCACAAAAAGCCGACGGCGCCUUCACGCUCGAACAGAGGUGGAGAUGAUCAGCCCGUCGACGGGGACGCGUUCGACUUCAACAACUGGCCGGAAAACGACGACUUCUCGGACCCCGACAAACCGGGCCCAUCAAAGCCAAAGAGGAAAGGCCCGCCGAAACGGGAGAAGAAGAUGGCCAACAACAUCAAGGAGGACAAGGGCCACGGCGAGGAGGACGAGGUCGACACGAAGAGCAACAACAACAAGAAGAAGCCGGCCAGCAGCAAGAAGAAGCCGAAGGAAGCGGAAGAAGAUGAUGGAUGGUGGCUGCGCAACGAGCUGAUGAAUCGCGUAUGGCAGGAGGAGGCGGAUGAGGAGGAGGAGCAGGAGGACGAGCACGAGAAGAAGAGGCCGGUCACCCGCUCGCGAAGCCACAAAAAGAAA